UGAACCUAGUCCGCAUAACGUGUAUAAACUCGUCUCGUCGUGAAUAUUGCUAACCACACAAUACAAAAAAAAUAGAAUUCUUUAUAAUUUAUGUAUGAGAUAGAAUUUAUUUAAUUUUUUUCUACGAAAAGAAAAAACAACGAAAAAAAAAUUCUGCUGGCAUACAAAACAAAGCGAACCGCGGUAUCAUCACAACACAGUGUAGAAAAGUAUGUGUGUACAUUAAAAUCAUCAUGAUCAUCGCUGACGGUUUGUACUAUAAACCAAGCGAGAAUGAAUAAUGAAGAAAAAAAAAAAGAAUCAAGUAAAUAAAAACAAAAUAAAAUACAAAUAACAAAUCGAAACGAAUGAAUAUGUAAUAAUAAACACCAAUAACAACAACGGCAACUAAUGAUACCUUAUAACUCGGUUUCAGUAUAUCAGCGAAAAAUUAAACAACAAUAACAAAAAAAGUAUAAUUCAAACAUAUCUAUGUAAUAAUGUAAGAUGUAACGAUAAAUAAAAAAACCACACCACAACUAGCCUUUUAAACAUAUCAACUUAAGAAAAUAAGUAAAAACAAAACCAACCAUACAUAAUCAUCGUUGUUAAGUUCAUAGAACGAAAUAUUCUUAGAAAACAACAAUAACAACAAGUACCACACAACAUAUCAAACUAAGCAAUUAUUCGCAAUUGUGUGAAUGACAACUAAAAGAAAGAGAAGAAACAACAAAAUCGAAAAAAGGAAUCCAUAAAUCACCACAACAAGCAGCAAACUGGAGACACAACCUUUCAACAAUUAAAAAAAAUCGCAAGAAAAAUAUCGAUGGUCUGUCGUCUCAUCAUCGAUUUGGUUUCGUCGAAUCGGGAAAACAAAAAACCCAAAAAAAAAGAGUCGCGAUACUAAAAACAAAGAAAAAAGUGUUCAGAGUUCACCCAUAGUUCGUUGUCGCCCAUAGUCGUCGUCGUCGUCGUCGUCUCUCAUUGUUCGGUAGUGUUGCUAAAAGCAAGAAUUCGUGAAAUAGUUGGAUCGCAGUUCUCCUACUCGGGAUUGACGUAAAUUUUCAUUUUGAAGCCAGACCAAAUCAUAAAAAAGAGAGUAUUCGAUUAUGUGCGCGCUCAUUUUGUGUAAAGAAAACAAAAAUCGCGAUUGCCUAUGUUCUGAAUGUUGAGCAAGAAGUGCCCCGCCGCACAAAGUGUCCAACCAUAGUGAAGUGAAGAGGUCGAUAACGUAUGACCAAUACACAACACUUUUUUUUUGUUUUUUAAACAAAAUAACAAAAAGUUGAAACAAAACUUUUGCACCUACCAACCAGAAAGCAAAAGUAACGCAAAAAACGGAGAAGGACAACAAGCCAGAAAUUAAACCACCAUAUAGUCAAUGUGAAUAAUGCAAAUAGGAUAAGAUCGAUGUUACCUCUACAUUUAAUGUCUCUCCAUGAAAUUUCAAAGCGAGAAGAAAGAACUAUGGCGUUAUGCGUCAAAAAAACCAGAAUCACCAAAAACACCUGUACUGGGGACGAACAGAUCUGUACGUGGGUCGAACAGAACUGUACGUGGGACGAACAGACAGUGCCAUCCACUUCAACACCUCCCUCAACACGAAACACAUCGGCGGCAACUAUUACUGCGUCAGGAAGAGGAGGAGCAGCAAAAUUAUCCUCAGAUGUUAUAUUGCGACGUUUCUUGCGAAAGCUCCAACUCGUUGUCAAUGAGGCCACAAGUGAGUACACCACCUCCGCCGUACAGUUCGGUGGCGGCAUUGGAUUGUUCGAUGGUGCCACAGUCUUACCAGCAGCCGAUGCUGAUGUUUCGCCAACACCAGGGCUAUGCCACCACAGAUGUCGAAACGGAAACUUCGCUCUCGACAACGGAAACAUCGCUUUCGGAAACCGCUUCCUAUGGCCGGAGACAAACACGCAGCAGCAACAACGCUGGCUACAACUACGCAAAUACUGGCGACAUGAUGCUCGUCGACGAUUGCGAAAAAUUGAACGAGAGCAGUUCAGGCAGCAGCAGCAGCACCUACCAUUUGCCGAGGAAAAUCGAACAGACUAUGGCAACCAGCCAACGACGUUCGAUAUCCCGUACAACUGGUACAACGAUAACAGCAUGCUCAGCACCAGCUGCCAACAAUACAAGCGUAACCUCAGUAACAGGCUGUUUAGCAGCCACCGCUGUAAAAUUCCUAAUGAAUUGCUGUGGUGUCAGUUUUGGCUCAACCAAUUCCGUUGCCGCUCCUUCCAACACAACAAGUCCCAGUCAUCAAGCGAACAACAACAACAAUACCACCUGCAACAAACAAAACUACGAAAGCUCGAAAAAGAUUCCGGCCAACAAUUAUCCAGACAAAGAUUAUUUCAAUGCUUUUACGAAAAAACUGAAUUCACAUCAAAUAUCAUUACUGCUAAAGGCAGUCAAAUCUCGUCGCGAACCUGCUGCAAAAUUAGCCCCACUGAGUGGGGCAGGCUCAUCCGAGCGAAGUUCCAUGACCAUGACGCAUCAAACCAAUUGUAUAUUGGUACCUCGAGAACAAAUACUCGGCGAAGAACCCAAUGUGAUAGUAUGUCGUCUAUUUUUAUGGGAAGACUUGAACAAUUCCUCACAACUGAAACGCUUACCGGUAUGUCCGAACGAACGCGACCCAGUGUAUGUUUGCUGCAAUCCAUUGCACUGGUGUCGCAUCCUCGAAACAGAAAGUGCCCCACCCCCGUAUCAAAGCCAAAGGAUGAACAGAAACGAAGGAUUACCUUUUCAAAACUACGGCAACUCUACGUCUUUCGGAAGUUCAGAAGCCGACGGCAUUUCCAGCAUACGAAAAACAAAUUCCAAUAUCUACGUCCGAAUGGCCGAAUCACUAACCACUGACGGUUUAGAAAGUCGUUGUUCACGCAACUGGUGCGAAGUGGCCUAUUGGGAGUUGUCGCAACGUGUGGGUGAACUUUAUCCCGCUGAAACACCAACCAUAAAUAUUUUUUCCGAUAAACCUAAUAGCAGUGAUAAGGGUCAAAUUGAAGGUAUGUGCCUGAAAGACCUCAUAGAGAAACGAACUUCACCAUCGCCCAAUGAUGUACAAACAACGAGACAGAAAAUAGGUUUAGGUGUUACUCUAAGUCAGGAGAGCGAUGGUGUUUGGCUAUACAAUCGUUCGACAGCGCCAAUAUUUGUGUACUCACCCACCUUGAUGGAUAGUAUGUCCCGUGUUUGUCGUGUGGAACCAGGAGACUGUUUAAGAGCCUUCGAUAUAUACAAGGCUCAUUCCUUAGAUUAUUCCGACCAUGGUCCCGGCAUUCAAACAGGACCCAUUGAUAAUUUCAGCAUGCGCAUUAGUUUUGCCAAAGGCUGGGGUUGCACCUACAAACGACCGGAUGUCACCCUUUGCCCCUGCUGGUUGGAAGUGCUCUUUCGUCAACAACGGUGACAGCAAUUUGAAAUCAAAUAUGGACAAAAUUUUGUUGUAUACCAACACAUGGUAUUGGACUAUGCUAAGACAACUAUGAUGAUGAUGGCUGCGGCAGGCACAACUUCACCAACAACACCACAACCACCAAUGCGACCACUAUCCGCCACAGAUUUCAGUGGAAGGAUUCAAACUACAGUGGCAAUGGAUGCGAAGAAGAAGCUAAAGACGAGGAAUUGUAUGGCUGGCCUAAGCGGCAACAGCAAUAAAAAUAUGAAAUGGUCAUGUCCUUUCAAAUGCCAAAGGUAUUCGUGCAGUAGGCUUUUGCAAACUUUUCAACGAACCCUAGUCAAACUGAUUAAAAGCCUAUACGAGCAUAGCCUAGUGGCCAAGUAAUGUAAGGCGAUAACAAAUAGCGCCACCUUUAGCAAUCCCUAAGCAAAAAGGAUUCUGUAAACAAAACAAAACAAAAAAAAACAUCAGCAACAAACACAAAGUAAAACGAAGGAAAUCUUAGUGAACUUAAACAAAACCACAACAACAACAAACAACAAUUGAAACAAAAAUAACUCAAGGACUGGAUUUAAAAUAUUAUUAUAUAUGCCUAAUUGAAUACAUAUAUAUUAUUAACAAUUUUUUUUCUUUUGUAUUGAAAUGAGAAUUAGACAGACAUACAUACUACCAACAUACUACUAACUAUGCUACACUGGGGUUUAUAUGUAUGUGCAUCGAUACAAUAAGCAAAGAGAUACGAAUAGAACAUAAUUUUCAUAUAUAUACAACAACCACAACCACAACUACAACAACAACUAAACAUACAAAGAAUGAGAGAAACAAAAUUAAAGUCUCCUACAUAUACACGUGUGUAGUUAUAUGCUAAAUAAAGCAGAUUUUUUUACUGCUAAAACAAAACGGUCAAACUGUUAUAAAUGGAAAUCCUGUGAUCCACUAAGAAACAAAAGUUUUUUUUUUGAAAGUAUAUAGAAAAACAAAACAAAAACUGAAAAAAUCAACCCAAAAUCAAAAAAAAAAAACACAAAUCAUAUAUAAAUUUAGGUUUUAAGUAUUUAAAAUCGACCAAACCUAUUAUGGCAUACCGCUUUUUCUUAAAAAUCACAAACAUCUAAAAAAUCAUUUUAAUUGACCUUGUGUGAGCAAACAACAAAAUUGUUAAAAAUUUUAAAUGUUUUACUUAAAAUUUGGGUGUUAUUUUUUUUUUUUUUUUUUGAUUAUAGAUAUUUCAAUAAUGUUGAGCAACAAUGUAUAUGAGACAUAUAUAUUGGGUUGCCCAAAAAGUAAUUGCGGAUUUUUUAAAAGAAAGUAAAUGCAUUUUUAAUAAAACUUAGAAUGAACUUUAAUCAAAUAUAAUUUUUUUACACUUUUUUCUAAAGCAAGCUAAAAGUUACAGCUGAUAACUGACAGAAGAAAGAAUGCAAUUACAGAGUCACAAGCUGUGAAAAAAUUUGUCAACGCCGACUAUAUGAAAAAUCCGCAAUUACUUUUUGGGCAACCCAAUAUAUAUUAUUUUAUUGAAAAAUUAUAUCCAGUGAUAUCUUAAAAAUUUUAAAUAGGUCACUUAGUUUUUUUUAUUUUGCAUAACACUGUUACACAGAUGCGUUUGAGGGGUGGUUUAAGCCCAGAUAUCAGUGUCAUUGUGAAUGCCACUGAAGACAGGUCUUAAAGCUCCCCUCACGAAAGAAAAUAAAAGAAAACUAAAAUAAAAAUAAAAAAAUUUUAAAUAAAAUAAAAUUAAAUAAAAUAUAAUAAAAUAAAUUGCAAAACAAGGCAACAUAAAUAAAAAAUUAAUAACAAGAAAAAAAAAAAAAAAUAAAAAAGGAAAAAAAAUAAACUAGCCCUCAAUAGGGUAAAACAAUAUUACCCUAACAUUGAUUAUGUGAUAAACGAAGAAAUGAUACAAAAUCUGCUGGUCAGAUAGAUGGAUUCAGCUCCACAUACAAGCCCUUAAAACAUAUUCUAAUGAUCAUUAUAAAUUUAAAUUAUAUAAUUAUUUUUUCUUGUCUGCUACACAUGGUGGUCACCGACAAAUUCCUCCUCGAUUUGAAUUCAUUCAGAAUUCGCAACGAAAAAAUAUAUGGAAUGGCUGACGUGUUCUAAUAAUUGCGCCCUCUAGCGGCUCAAGAAGUCAAGAUCCGAAAUCGGUUUAUAUUGGAGCUAUAUGAAUUUAUGAACUGAUUUGAGCCAUAUUUGGCACAAUCGUUGAUGAUCAAACCAAAACACUUUGUAAAUUUCAGCCAAAUUAGAUAAUAAUUGCGCCCUCUAGCGGCUCAAGAAGUCAAGAUCCGAGAUCGGAUUAUAUGGGAGCUAUAUCAGGAUAUGAAACAAUUCGAACCAUACUUGGCGCAGUUAUUGGAAUUCAAAACAAAACAUUUCAUGCUAAAUUUUAGCUAAAUCGUAUAAUAAUUGAGUCCUCUAGCGGCUCAAGAAGUCAAGAUCCGAGAUCGGUUUAUAUGGGAGCUUUAUGAGAUUAUGAACCGAUUUGAACCAUACUUGGCGGAGUUAUUGGAAUUCAAAAACAAAACACUUGAUGCAAAAUUUUAGCCAAAUCGUAUAUUAAACUCGCCCUCUAGCGGCUCAAGAAAUCAAGAUCCGAAAUUAGUUUAUAUGGGAGCUAUAUCAGAUUAUAAAUCGAUUUUGACCAUACUUGGCACAGUCGUUGGUGGUCAAACAAAAACACUUAAUGCAAAAUUUCGGCCAAAUCGGAUAAUAAUUAGAGGAUCACGAAGUCAAGAUCCGAUAUCGGUUUAUAUGGGAGCUAUAUAAGGUUAUGAACCGAUUUGAGCCAUACUUGGAACAGUCGUUGAUGAUCAAACCAAAACACUUCAUGCAAGUUCUCAGCCAAAUCGGCGUCCUCCAGCGGCUUAAGAAAUCAAGAUCCGAAAUCUGUUUAUAUGAGUGCUUUAUCUGUUUAAAAACCGAUUUUGACCAUAUUUGGCACAGUUGUUGAUGGUCAAACAAAACACAUCGUGCUAAAUUUCAACCAAAUCGGGCAAGAAUAGCGCCCUCUAGAGGCUGAAGAAGUCAAGAUCUUAUACAAUGAAAAGAGCUAAGAAGCUAAAUAUUAUGCAGGGCUGAUACAUUUUGAACAUUAUCAUACGUACGUCCAAAUUUUGUAUGAUUUGAGGAGACGCAUGGAAAAAAAUUAUUCCGUUCAUGGAAAGAUUAGUGUUUAACGAUGACUCGUGAGUCAUGAUUUUCGCGUGAGUAAAAUGUAUGGCUCUUGAGCGUGCGUGAACGUGAGUCGACAUAAAAAAAAGUCGUGCGUGAGUAACACUUUUUCUCGUGAGCAUGCGUGAGUGAAAAAUCACCCACGCUCACAUAUCUAGUUCAGACAUCAUUUAGAAUUCUUUCAGAACGGCUCUAAUAAAAUCUUGUCGGAAAUUUUUUUCACAUUUGUCUGACAUCAGACAUUUGAUUCGCUGGGAAAUAGUGCUAUACCACACAAAAAACACUAUUACUAAUGCUCAAAAACUCUGUGCCAUCGGGAUAGUUGGGUAUACACAAAAUGCACAAAACGAAUUAUUGGAUUACUGAUAAGAAUAUGCAGUCAUUUUUACCUUCCCUCGCUGGUUUCAUUGCGAGUCUAGAUAUUUUUCUCAGAGAAUAGUCAUCUAUAAAAUCCUAUUUAGGUGAUUAUUAUUUUUCUUUUUUCUAAAAAAAUGGUUUGAUUUUCAAUUAUUAUUAUUAUUUUUUUUUAAUAUUUUAUUUUUUUCUAUACCAUUCAUGCAUCUAAAAAAUGAUCAUAUGUGAACAUUCUGUUAUUUUUAUGUUGAUAUGCAUCAUUUUCUGUUUAUUGUUUUUUAGUUAUUAAAAAUUUAUAACAUUAUCAUACAUCGAAAUUGACUUAAUUUGUGCUUCUUCAACUUUUUUCUCAUUUAAUGUUUUUAAAAUUAUUAAUUUCUUUCUAAAUUUUUUUUAUUUGGAAAAAAAAACUAAAAACAAUUUCAAAAUUUUCGCAGGAAUUCUUAUUUUUGUUUUUUCUCCUUCAAACAAACAUUUUCGAAGACUCACUUGCAUUUCUGACCAAUCGAAAUGCAAAAAUGAGAUACUGUCACCUGGAACUCUUGAUGAGUUUAAGAAAAUAUUUACCUUAAAUGUUGUCAAUAGUGUAAACGUUUUGAAAAUCAAACCAAAAUAAUAGAAAAAGAAAUGGUCAUUGAAAAAUCCAAAGAACAUACAAUAAAAUAUUGGAGGCCACCAUGGCGCAAAGCUUAGCAUGUCCGUCUAUGAAGCCGAACGCCAAAUCCCGGUGUGAACAUUGGACAAAUUUUCAGCGGUGUUUUCUCCUUACUAAUGUUGGCUACAUUUGUGUGUUAUCAUGCUAUGUUAAGACUUCUCUACGAAGUGGUGUCGCUAUGUGGCACGCCGUUCUAACUCGGCAAUAAAAAGGAGGCCCCCUAUCAUUGAGAUUAAACAUUAAUGGGACUUAUUGCACUUAUUGAUAUGACAGAAGUAUCGCUUGUUCCUUUAUGAGGAAUGUUCAUGAAAAAUUAGUAGUAGUCUUUAAAAAUUUAGAUAUUGAGCUGAAACUUGGCUCAGUUAUUUUUUUUAACCAUAGACAGAUUAAGUUCGAAGAUGGACUAUAUGUAACUCCAUAUAAACCGAUCUCCCGAUUUAAGGUCCAUUAGAAACCGCAUUUAUUACCCGAUUUUGCUGAAAUUUUACACCGUGAGUUUUCUUGGGACCUUCGACAUCCGUAUUGAUUACGGUCCAGAUCGGACUAUAUCAUGAUAUAGCCCCCAUAUAGACCAAUUUCCCGAUUUAGGGCUCAAGGCCCAUAAAAGUCGCAUUUAUUACUUGAUUUCGCUUAAAUUUGCUAUAAUGAGUUGUUUUAAGACGCUUAACAUCGAAUGGGUUCCACAUCGGACAAUAUCUUGAAAUAGCCCCAUAUAGACCAAUCUCUCGAUUUAAAGUCCCAGACCCGUAGAAGCCGAAUUUAUUACCCGAUUUCGCUGAAAUUUGACAUAGUGAGUUAUCUCAGGACCCUCCCCAGAUGCUUUAUAUGGCCCCCAUAUAAGACGAUCUCCCGAUUUAAGGUCCAACACCCAUAGAAGUCGCAUUUAUUACCCGAUUUCGCUUAAAUUUGCCGCAGUGAGUUGUCUCUGGACCCUCCAUAGUUUUAUCGAAUAUGGUCCAGAUCGGACAAUAUCUUGAUAUAGCUCCCAUAUAGACCAAUCUCCCGAUUUAGGGUCUAACACUGGUAGAAGCCGAAUUUAUUACCCAAUUUCGCUGAAAUUUGACACAGUGAGUUGUUUUGGGACCUUCGACACUCGUAUUGAAUAUGGUUCAAAUCGGACAAUGUCUUGAUAUAAUUCGCAUAUAGAAGGAUCUUCCGAUUUAAGGUCUAAGAACCAUAGUAGUCUCAUUUAUUAUCUGAUUUCGCUAAAAUUUGGUACUAUGAGUUGUUUUAAGACCCUUGACAUCCGAAUCAAAUAGGAUCCAGAUCGGACAAUAUCUUGAUAUAGCCCCUAUAUAGACCGAUCUUCCGAUUUAAAGCCGAAUUUAUUACCCGAUUUCGCUUCAAUUUGAAACAGUGAGUUGUCUUGGGACCUUUGAAGUUCGUAUUGAAUAUGGUCGAGAUUGGACAAUAUCUUGAUAUAGCCCCCAUAUAGGCCGAUUUUCCGAUUGAAGGUCUAAGACCCAUAGAAGUCGCAUUUAUUACCCGAUUUCGCUUAAAUUUGGGACAGUGAGUUGUUUCUGGACCUUCGAUAGUCGUAUUGAAUAUGGGCCAGAUCGGACAUUAUUUUGAUAUAGCCCCCAUAUAGACCGAUCUCCCGAUUUAAGGUCUAAGACCUUAAGAAGUCGCACUUAAUACCCGAUUUCGCUUAAAUUUGGCACUGUGAUUUGUCUCUGGACCCUCGAUAUUCGUAUUGAAUGUGGUCCAGAUUGGACAAUAUCUUGAUAUAGGCCCCAUAUACCCGAUCUGCCGAUUUAAGGUAUAAUACCCUUAGAGGUCGCAUUUAUUACCCGAUUUCGCUUAAAUUUGACACAGUGAGUUAUCUUGGGACCUUCGACAUCCGUAUUGAAUGUGGUCCGAAUCGACCAAUGACUUGAUAUAGUUCGCAUAUAGAUGAAUCGAUUAGCAACUCACACCUUUCGUUGAUAUCUGAAAUUCCCAAUAUCUGAUUGUUGUUGUUGUUAUACUUACAUUUUCAUGUGGAGGUGGCGAUCCUCGUCAAGCUCCUGUUGGUGAGCAAGCUCAUUCCGCUCCAAAUGACCGAUCGCCGCGGGAAAAAGGUGGCCGCUGGCUAUUUAGAGCGCCAAUAACUCAUCUUGUCACAGCGAGUAUCAUAGGCACUCAGUAUUUGUGCAAGAGCCGAUGCCCCCCGACCUCUUGCUGAGACUCCGCUCGCUAUCGCUGAUUGUCCGUGACUGCAGUUGCAGCUACUGCGUAUUCCACUAUCCGCAACUCGUGGAUGCGCCCGGUAGCUCACAGCUAAGCUUCUUGUGGCAGCAAUGAACACGACACAGAUCGGACCUCAAUGUUCCAGUCUAUGUGGUGCUUGCAGCUAUCCCGUGCCGAGAAGAAUUGUAUUACAUAUCGGUGACCAAUUUUUUCACAUUUACAAAUUCAUUGAGGUCAUUUAUUUUUGAGUACUACCAUAAAAAAACUUAAAACCGUGGCGACAUGAAACUUGAAACUUUAACACGAAAUUUUUCUCGAAAGAUUGCCAAAUUUCGAGAAAAAUUUCAUUUUUCCUACAACUACUACCGCCAUCUACAACAGUGGCGACAUGAAACUUGAAAACUUAAACUGAAACUUAAACAUAAGUUUUAAAAGAUUGCCACUUUUCAGGAAAAUUGUAAUUUAUUCUGCAACUACUACCGCCAUCUAUAUGUCAGGUCCGUUACUAUUAUGACCACCCUCGUAAACCGGUAAACACAAAGUAUUUUAAGAAACAGUUGAGAAAAGUUUUCUUUUUAUUUUACAAACUGUAAAUUCCCGUAAAUAUGUCUUUCUUCUUUUAAAAAAUUGUGUACAACGAAAAAUUUCAGAUUUUCUAUUCAAGUAUUUUCCUUUGAUAUAUGAGUAAAGAAUAUUUUUUAUAUUGUAAAUUUGCCUAUUAACAUUCCAUUAAGGAAUAGGGGCAAACUCCCUCACAUAUACAGUGGCACAGAUAUGUCUACAUACAUUUUUAUAAAUAGCAGUUAUGUAAACUGACAGCAGCGUAUGUAGGAUAAGAUUUAAACCUAAAAUUGCUAACAAAUUAUAAAAGAGGAAAUCAGGAUAAACAAUUUUAACAACAAUAGACUUUUGCCUAAAAGACUUUGUCCUACAAUAAUUUUGUUUUGUAAAAUGUGUUUUUGAGUGGGGUAAGUAGGCUUUUCGAAACCGUAUAAGCGAAACACUAAAAAUUCAUAAAUUUGCUUUCACUUAUCCCUAGUUAUCAUUUAAGCGUAGUUCGGAUAAGUGAAAUUAAUUUGCUGUUAAGCGAUAUAAGCAUAAGUGAAAGCGAAUUUUUUUGACAACAUACCAAUUGUGUAUGAAAUAACUUGAGUUGAAAAAGAGCAAUGCUUAGGAGAAGUCUUUAAAAGUCAGAGACGUGAAUAUGUCCAAUUGCAGAUAAUUUCCCAUAGUAAUAACUUUUUCACUUAUGCAAUAUCAGUUUCAUAUAAAAAUGGAAUUUUGGGUGUAGAAACCUUUGCAGUUUAGCCGUAUUUUCAGUUAAGCGAUUUUUCACUUAAGCGAAUUCAAUUGCACCAAAUAUAAUUGGUUCUUCCAUCAAGUUUCGCUUAAGUG
Stomoxys calcitrans (stable fly) is the source of this 11138-nucleotide messenger RNA. It is a transcript of the gene Dad, whose product is annotated as mothers against decapentaplegic homolog 6. The transcript has 8 exons. Lineage: Eukaryota; Metazoa; Arthropoda; Insecta; Diptera; Muscidae. Gene Ontology annotation, biological process: regulation of transcription by RNA polymerase II; transforming growth factor beta receptor signaling pathway; cell differentiation. Gene Ontology annotation, molecular function: I-SMAD binding; transcription regulator inhibitor activity. The coding region runs from base 1418 to 3400 and encodes 660 amino acids. Gene Ontology annotation, cellular component: heteromeric SMAD protein complex. The record is from RefSeq and is a predicted model, not a curated record.